Pocillopora damicornis (cauliflower coral) is the source of this 1638-nucleotide messenger RNA. RefSeq lists its product as uncharacterized. The record is from RefSeq and is a predicted model, not a curated record. Gene Ontology annotation, biological process: cell migration; regulation of hippo signaling; negative regulation of organ growth. NCBI's taxonomy places the organism in Eukaryota, Metazoa, Cnidaria, Anthozoa, Scleractinia, Pocilloporidae. Gene Ontology annotation, molecular function: molecular adaptor activity; kinase binding. Gene Ontology annotation, cellular component: cytoplasm.
UGGACACAAUUCCAACCAUGGCAAAAUCAACCUUUACCUCCAGGCUGGGAGGCUAGAUAUGAUGGCAACAUCGGAAGAUACUACUUUAUUGAUCACACUACACACAAGACAACAUGGGAGGACCCCAGGUUAAAGAGAACAGAGGCAAUUCCUUUGACUCAGUUUAAGGGAUCAUCAGGCAAUAGAGCUCCUUCAAAUCAGUUGGAAACCAACUUUGGGGGAGUUAGCCCUUUCCAAGCAGGUUCAUCUUCACGACCAACAGCAGCAAAGAAAGUGACUGAGCCUGAGAAACCUCAGCGUCCAGCCAGUUUUACAGAUGACGACUUCCCUGUGGAUAGUAUUCUAUCACAGAUGCUGAAGGAAGACAAGAGUGAACAGGAAAAGGAAAAUGUGAAAAGGAAGUUAAUGGGUGAGUUCCCAGGUGUUGAUGAAGUUGUCAUAGAUGUGGCUCUUCGUUCUGCCAAGCACGAUGAAAGGAAAGCCAGGGAAGUGAUCAAGCAACUGAAAGGUGAUGAUGACAAAAAGAAAGGGCCUGGGAAAGGAAAGAAACAGACAGAAACUAAACCAAGAACCACCAACAAUAGUGGAACAUCUAUUGCAGCUGCCUCGUCAACUGAACAACUCAAUAAAAACAAGGGUAAAGCUGCAACUAAGACCAAAUCCCCCAGUGAGGAGCUUCAUGUCAAGGCCACACCCACUUCGCCCGCACCCCAGCCAGAAGUCAAGCCACCAUCGCCUGCUCCUGCCAAGGUGAAGGUAUCCUCAAUUUUAGUCCCUGGACCUGGUGGGCAGUCAAGGAAAAGUCCGGGGGGAGCAGCAUGGUCAACUCAAGCCCAACCGAAGGUCUACCACUCUCCCCUUCGUUGUGUGCCCAGUGGACCUAAACCUGCAAAUGCACAGGGACCUAACCCACAGAUGCUGCUGCCUGAGUGGAUCCAGCCACAGGGACCACAUACGGCUAAUUAUGCGGGCCCUCAGCGAAGCAAUGUCCAGGGACCUACUAGGCGAGCCUCAAACAGGAAAGUGCCCUUGAAUUGUGGUGCUCAAGCAAGCAAUCAUCAGGGCUCGAAUAUAAACUUGGUUCAUGGAUCAGUUUAUGCCCAAGCUACUUUGCUGUGAAGCUUUGGAAAGCUAACUAAAUAACACUGCGGACACAGACAGUAUAAAAGUGUUUGUUUUAGUUACUAAACAGCUGUAGAAAGGAGUAAAAAAUUUUUGUUAUAAUAACCUCUGGUUUACAAUCAGAUCAUGAGGUCGAGAUUUCUUUUGUGAUAGCUAUUAAGGGUAAAGCCCUAAUCAAUUAUUACACGUAGUAAUCGAGAGCAAAUAAUCUGUUGUAGUGUUUAUUUUUCAGUCCAAUGCUUUUCAUUUUCCCGCAGCCAAACAAUGUGAGGCUACUCACAAGCUAUCACAGAAUAGAUAGCAAGUAACGCAGCCAAUCAGAUCGCAGCAUUUGUGAUAGAAUGCUAUUUUAUUUAUACCAAUAGUCGUUAAGUGGUUACGUAAAGAUGAGACCUAUUGUUUUCUGAUGAAAACUUGACCUAUACAAUUGUACCAAGUUAAAAGGCAGAAAAUUAAUCUUUUCGAAAGAAUUCAAAGACAGCUUCAAUUAAACAGCGUAAAUGAGGAAAUGGCGAA